Molecule: messenger RNA, 1073 nt
Organism: Fonticula alba
Lineage: Eukaryota; Rotosphaerida; Fonticulaceae
Exons: 3
Coding region: 228-761 (177 amino acids)
Biological process (GO): ribosomal small subunit assembly; translation
Cellular component (GO): cytosolic small ribosomal subunit; ribosome
Molecular function (GO): structural constituent of ribosome; RNA binding
Source: RefSeq, a predicted model, not a curated record
GCGAGGCUUGCUGCUUCCCGUGGCUCCACUAGCGCCUCCCCCCCUCCCCCCCGGGGUGUGGGCAUGCCUGUGUAUGUGCGUGUGCAUGCAUGCGCGGGCGCGGGAGAGGUUACCGACACCAAGUUGCGACUUUAAGGGGAUCUGGCACGAGUACUCCACCGACGGUGGACGGUCUCUUUCUCUUUUGUUUUGUUUUGUCAUAACUUUACAUUUAGAGAUUAUCAAAGAUGGCUCUCGCUAAGGAUCUCCUCAACCCCAACCCUCAGGCCGAGAAGCAGAAGCACAAGCUCGACCGCCUCGUCCAGAGCCCCAACUCCUACUUCAUGGACGUCAAGUGCCGUGACUGCUACCAGGUCAACGUCGUUUUCUCCCAUGCCCAGAGCGUCGUCCUCUGCGCUGGUUGCUCCGCCGUCCUGUGCCACCCCACCGGUGGUAAGGCUCGCAUUGUCGAGGGUGCGUGUCUCCCCUUUGCGGUGCUCUGCUUUUCGAGGGGGGGAAUCUAUCGCCAAAUGCGCCGGGGGAUGGUGUUGGGGGUAGGGCUGGUGAUGUGCUCUUUCCCCGCGCGCGGCCACGCCUCUUUCCUUGUCUCCUCUCGCUUGGUCCGGCGGAGGGGAGGCGCGCACGCACGCGCAGUCGGGACUGCUGCGCUUCUCUCUUGUUUUGUGCCCUGGGCGUGGCCGCCGCCGCCAUGUGUCGCGUGUCUCUCUCUCCUCCGCGCGCGCGCGCGCGCAGGCUGCCGUGUCCGCGUCAAGACCAACUAAAUUAUCUCCCCUGAUUUGGUAGGCCCUUGGCUGUGUCCACCACGCGGUGUGUCUCUCCGCCUCCUGGUCUCUCUCUCUCUCUCUCUCUGCUCUGGGCCGCGCGUGUUGUGCGUGUCGUGCGCGCCCCCCUCCCUCGCACGCAAAACACCCUCAUGGUCAAGUUCAAGUAGAGGUCUGAGACUCGGCGAGAGGGCCACACGCGUGCAUCUUGUCAAAAGUCUCCCCUUACACACAAUAAUACCGCCAUCAUCUCACACCCACCCCGGCGAGAGGCGUGUUGUGCAUAUAUUCAUAUGUGAGAGACUAAAGAAC